AAUUUAAAGUGAAAUUGUAAAACACGUAUUGCACACACGUGUUGACAGACUUCAUCAUUCAAACAAUGUUUAAUACUUUUUGCAAACAAAUAAAAUUUAAUUGGUUUUAAGUUUCAACAUUGAUGUUGUGUUGUUUUAUGUUUUAUUAAUCAUUUAUUUUAUUUAUCAAAAGUCAUGGCGUCAAAAUAAUUUACAGACACUAUAAGCUCUGUGUUUACCCAGCUCAAUAGUAAAGGUUUCUAAGCGGACUAUUAGAUCGAUACUACACUACAAUAAGACACAAAAUAUCAUGUUUUAUUAAGUUGCCUAAUAUAUUUUUAGCAAUAAUGGCAAGUGCAAAUUCUGAAUGUGAUUUAACUUCUAUGUUUAUGCAAAGAGGUGAUGGCAAAAGGGUAAAAAGUCCAACAAGAUCUGAAUCAGCUUCCAGAAGAAGUUCCCUGGUAAAACCUAAUUUACCAGCCGAGGUUAUCACUGUCAAAGAUUUUUUCGACUUUAUGAAAACUGCCUACCAAGUAUACGAACACUUGGAAGGUGAAGAAGACGAAGGAUCAAAAAUAAACUGGGAGGAGUUGACGAAACUGACAGUGUUAAACCACGUCAUCGAGCAGCAGGAGAGAGACCUGUUGUAUCAGACGGCGUUCAGCGAACAGAAGACCAUCACCAGCAAGAGCGACACUACGAUCGAGAAGAAAAGCAAUGACCUCUUGCGCGUUGAGAAACGGUACAGCUGCAGUGAAAUCGAGGGAAGGUGCCGCAGACGCUCGCUGCCUCCGCAAGCCCGCGUGGAGAUGCUGGGGGUGUGGACGGAAGCUAACCUUAACUGCAAGCUGAAUGACGUAAUUAAUGAAGGAAUACUGGAUUCCAUUCUUCCAUAUUUAGUCGGCUAUAAGAAGCCAUCCAAGACGACGAGUGUGUAUGCGCCCAUCAUUAAGAGUACUCCGCCCAACUCGUCCACGGACGUCAAAAAGCCCGCCAGCUUCGGAGGAUUCGUCAACGAGAAAGAAUCAAGGGAUCGUCUCGGUCGACGCAAGUCGUCGGUGGCGGCUGGUCAGGACCGCGCGAAUCAAAAACAAGACGGCGACGUGGAGAUCCACGUGUGCGACGAGGUGAAGGGGCUGAAGAAGGACUUCCGCUGCGCGCAGAAGCUGCUGGUGGCCAAGAUGGGCUACUUCGCCGACGUCACGGCCGGCCAGCGCCUCGAGGACAUGGACAUCUCCGUGCACUGCGACAUCCAGAUCUUCGAGUGGCUGAUGCGCUGGGUGAAGCGCGACUCCAUCCUGGUGGCGGACUGGCCGCUGCUGGACGCGCACAACGUCGUGCCCAUCCUCGUGUCCGCCUCCUUCCUGCAGAUGGAGCCCCUGCUGCACGACUGCCUGAUCUACUGCCACGCGCACAUGAGCGACAUCGUGAACACUUCCACUAACUUGGCGUGUCUCAGUGACGCCCUGCUCACUAGGUUGGCGGCCAUGUACACCAACGCGGAGCUGGAGGCCGUGCGCGACCGCAAGGACAAGAUCCAGUCGCGCCUGUACUGCAAGCUGAUCCUGGCGCUGGCCGAGCCCGUGCCGGAGACGCUGCGCGGCCACCACGCCUCGCUGGCCGCGCUCUUCAAGUGCAGCAGGUGCCACAAGCUGCUGGGCCGCCACGUGGCGGAGCAGGUGCCGUGCCAGCCCGCCAGCAUGCGCAUCGACCGCCGCGGCAACGUGGUCUCCGCGCACGCCAAAGUGAACGUCAAGGGAUCCCGCGUGGAGCUUGAACGAGUACAUCACGUGGUUGUACGGAGAGCUGCGCGCGUGGCGCCGCGUGUACUGGCGCCUGUGGGCCGACUGCCACUUCCUGCGCUGCCAGCUGUGCGACUCCUUCUUCCCGGCCUACCAGAUGGAGUGGUGCUCGCACCACGAGCAGGGCCCGCACAUGUUCGCGCGCGAGGGCCGCGCGCCGCUGGCCGCCGGGCGCCACGCCUGCUGCGGCGAGCGCGCCUACCGCUUCGAGACGCUCACGCGGAACACGGUGCGCCGUGCGUGUCACACCUUUGGGGCUCACCCGUAGUCCUCGAAUGCCCUCAGGGCUGCCAGUUCCGCGAGCACGUGCCCGACGAGCGGCUGGCGGCGGACGCGGCCGUCGCGGAGCUGUACGCCGGCCUGCGGGACGUCAUCGCCAUGCGCCCGCCGCAGCUGCUGCUGCCCGAGCGCCUCACGCGGCUCGUGCCCAGAGAAUCGGGUGACGAGUCGGGCGGGCGGCUGCAGUGCAAGGAGGUGUUCUGGUGGGAGGGCAUCCAGCUGGUGCCGCCGCGCCCGCCGCUGGGCCUGCUGGGCAAGCUGUACACCAGCAACAGCAAGUUCAACCCGAACGCGCGGCCUGGCUCGCCUGCUUUGGGCACGACUCGCACGUCCGCGCAGUCGCUCGCAGCUAACUGCUCCAGUGGCCCGUGCGCGUCCCCAGACAGCCGCGAGGUUACUCCGAAGCCGCUCAAAGAAGAAACUCCGAAAAAUAAGCCAGGUGCCGGCGCGCCGCACGCCGCCGACGGAGGCGCGGGCGGCGAGGCCGCGGCCUCCGACUGCGAGCGCAGCGACCAGAGCUCCGACAGCGGCGCCAGCGACGAGGACGCGCCGCGUCCCGCGCUCGCCGGCCCGCGCCCGCCGCCGCCGCCCGCCAGCACGCAGGCGCGGCGCGGGCGCGCGGCGGGGCGCGUGUGGCUGGCGGCGCAGUCGGCGCGCAGCAACCAGGACGGCCAGCGCCGUUUCGAGGAGCGCGCCGCCGCCGCCAUGCGCGCCGCGCUCGCCCGCCGCCACCAGCACGCGGCCGCCGCGCGCGCGCUCCCCGGUACGGCGGCGCCAUCGUGCGCCUGGAGGCGGAGUGGCGCGAGCGGCACGGCGGCGCGGCGGGCGGGCGGCGCGGCGCCGCGACCACCGCGCGCCGCCACGCGCCGCUUAAGUUCAAGUGAAGGCGCCGCGCAAGAGACGCGCCCGCACAGCGGCAGGCGCUGUCGACUCAAUAUAUCCUGA
Pararge aegeria (speckled wood butterfly) is the source of this 3005-nucleotide messenger RNA. RefSeq lists its product as uncharacterized. The transcript is spliced from 17 exons. The coding region runs from base 327 to 3005 and encodes 892 amino acids. Lineage: Eukaryota; Metazoa; Arthropoda; Insecta; Lepidoptera; Nymphalidae. The record is from RefSeq and is a predicted model, not a curated record.